Messenger RNA from Centropristis striata (black sea bass), 2726 nucleotides. It is a transcript of the gene r3hcc1, whose product is annotated as R3H domain and coiled-coil containing 1. The transcript has 9 exons. The record is from RefSeq and is a predicted model, not a curated record. The coding region runs from base 1 to 1290 and encodes 429 amino acids. NCBI's taxonomy places the organism in Eukaryota, Metazoa, Chordata, Actinopteri, Perciformes, Serranidae. Gene Ontology annotation, molecular function: nucleic acid binding.
AUGUUUAUUGUUAAGUCCAUCACAAAGUACCAUCAUUUUCUGUCCACCCUGGCGUUUCCUUGUUUCGAUGGCAUUUAUCUCCCAAAGCAAGAAAAUACAUUUUUGCAUCAUGUCAAGGAUGAGCUGGAAACAUACCGACAGAAGGGCAACCGCAAGAGGGUGCUCCUGUUCCCCGCUCUACCCAGCAGACUGCGAUACCUGAUCCACAGGACCAUAGAGGACCUGCCAGAGCUCACCACCUUCUCAGUAGGGGAGAGCUGGUGCCGUAGGGUAGUGGUCUGCCAUUCUGAGCUCAGGGGUGAGUUAGAGGAGGAUGGUGACUGUGAGAGCAGCUUGUGUGAAGAGCCCCUAAGAAGCAGGGAGGAGAUGGAUGACAACUCCAAGUCUAAAUGUUUGAUCCCAACUCGAAGCAGAGGACCUAAGAGACCGGACAAACCGCUUUACAUGCCACGAGCUGCUCGGGAGAGACUGUCCUUACAGAGCCCACAAGGACCGUCAGGAGACCAAGAGUUGCCCAGUUCAGUUUCAAGUAGUUGCAGCUGCCUUAGCAGUUCAUCUGACUCUACUGUUUGUCCGGAAACUACAGGAAAAACAAAGUUCUCAUCCACCUCCAGACAGGAAUGUCUCCCUAAUGUAGAGCAGGGUGUCCUCCACCAUGUUGUGGAUGGUUCAGCACUUUGUCCUCAGGAAGAGAAACAAAAGUUGGUGCUGACGCUGCAUGAAGCUGAGCCCCCAGUGUGGGAACAGACUGUGUCCUGCUUCACUGACAUGACUCUGGAGGAGGAUGAGGAGGGCGAAGAGGACACAUGCUCAGACACAGAUGAUGUAACUGAGGAGAUCAAGGCACACCUGAAAGAGACAGUCACUGUUUCCAUUCAGCACGUUCACAAUGACUACUCCAUUUAUGAGAACGUGUGUAUCAGCCCGGAUAAGCUUCGCCAUGUGAUUGAGAUCUACGACUUCCCCCAGAUCUUCAAAACAGAUGACCUCCUGGAUGCGUUUGCAGAGUACAGUGAAGGUGGAAUGAAGAUCGAGUGGGUAGACGACACACAUGCCCUGGGGAUUUUCUCCAGCGAGACUGCAGCACUCCAGGCGCUCUCCAUCUCACAUCCAAUGCUGAAGGCGAGAGAACUGGCUAAAGGCAGUAAAAAAGCCAAAGGCAAAGCCAUCAGACGAGCAGAGUUUAUCCAGCCAGUGAAGGAACGUCCGAGGACUGACUGUGCUGUUGCCAGGCGGAUGGUGACCAGAGCCCUGGGGCUGCAGGGCCGAGGCAGGGUGCAGCGGUACUGAAGGGAAUUCAACACACUGUCGGCUAAUACAGGAAGGUCCAGCAGAGUUCUGUCGCCACUCAUUGGCCCUCUAUAGAGGCUUCACAGCGAGCUGAUUAUGAGGAGUAUAAACGCCGUCCAGUACUGUCCGCCUCCUUCACUGACCGCUAUAACUGGUUAGCGUGGUGAAGGAGAAGGACAUAUCAGCAGCAUUCACCUUGCUGAACCACAACCAGCCUCAAAGUUACUGUUCUGUUGGUGAAUGUGACCCUUUUGGACAUUAUUGUUGUGGUUCCUGCUGUUCACUGUUCACUAAUAAUUAAAUUUAGAAGAAUUAUUAAUUAAUUCAAUGCAAACCAUUAUUUCAUAUAGAAAAGGCACUGCAGAAAACUGGAGAAAGCUCUCAGCUUGUUUUGAUUAGAUUGCAUGUUGCCUUGAAAGUAAAGUGUGUUUAAGGCUGUUUAAUUUCCAGGCAGGGGUUUUGUUUGUUUCCUCCUUGUCCAGGUGAUGCAUAAAUCUAUGUAAAUAGUCCUUUUUUUUUUUUACUUAAUGUUGAAUUCCUCCACAGAUUAAUUCUCAGGAUUUGGUUAAAGAAACAUGUUAAAUUGUGUGCUGUAAUUAUAGCCAGAUUUUAUAUGGAGUGCACAACUCCAACUGACAGAUGUAAUGUAGAUCCAGUAACAGAAUCAAAUCUGUUUAAAAAAAAAUGUAACACUAAGUAUUAUUUUCUAAAGCCAGCAUUUCUGUUGCAAAGAAAAACACAUGUGACAGCAAUGUUAUGCUGGAAUAGAUAUUUUCUAAUGUUUAAGUUCAUUUUAAAAUGUUUAUUUUUUGUAAACAAGUUGCAAGAUGUUCAGUUUUUAAUAUUUAUUAUUUUCCUUUAAAUAAUACAAAACUACCUUGUACCUUGUUGCCAGUUGUUUUUAAGUUCUUUCUCACUCAACAUUAAAGAAAACUUGGAAAGUUUUUAAUUAGCUGAAGAUUGAGCUUUGGAAACUUAGGAGUGUUACGCUCUUUAUCCCUGUACUGUACUGUUAUUUAGUCCCAGUCUUGCCUCUGUAAAGGGGGUUGCAGAAUGCCUUUAAAUAGGAAAUAUUUACGUUUUUAUUUUGUAAAAGAUGAGAUGAGUAUUUUAUUUUUUGUCAUACAGAAAAGGAAUGUUUCCCUGAAAUUAUCUUUUGUGCCUGAUGUGGGAGAGACAGGACUUAUUCUAUAGUAUGACUCUAAGAAUGACCAUGUUGGUCACUUGAAGAGUCUUACUACACAUGGUCUAACUUUAUUGUUGUAUAAAAAAAUGUGUUUAAUAAACAUAGUGCAGCUAGUAUAAGGACAGUAACACUUUAUGAUUUGUUGGUGUUAAAAUCCUGACUAAUCCUGUAACACAAGUAUUUUUACAUCUACAUCAGAUGAAUCGUAUUAAAAAACUAACCCAGAUUGUACAAAACCCCCACAACUAAA